This is a messenger RNA of Daphnia carinata, 2681 nucleotides long. RefSeq lists its product as uncharacterized. NCBI's taxonomy places the organism in Eukaryota, Metazoa, Arthropoda, Branchiopoda, Diplostraca, Daphniidae. The record is from RefSeq and is a predicted model, not a curated record. Bases 334 to 2433 code for a protein of 699 amino acids. The transcript is spliced from 10 exons.
AUGCAGCGAGCAGACAGAAGAUGAGUGUCGUGUUGCGUGGUUGUUAGUUGUCUGUUGCGAUAACACGCAUUAAUUGAAACGUUAGUUGUCAACUUAACAAUUGGUUUCUUAGCACUAGUGGUUUGCCUCACAUUACUGUACUAAGAUCUCGCAUUUGAGUGUGCUGUGUUUUUGUUUGAAGAUGCAACGCUUGAGCCAUCUUCAACUAUUUUGCUGAAAUGUUUCAUUAAAAGCAAUAGUGGAGCGAAAAUGUGUAAAAACCGAUAUUACAUACGAAAUGCUUCCAAGCUUCUAACUUUUACUUGGGCACAGUGAAAGUAUGUUUCCAACACAAUGUAUUUCUCAGUUUUCUGGUUGAUGUUGAUUGUGGUUUGGGAGAGCAUGGCCUUUCAGGAAUCCAAAGCUGUCACAGAUGUGAUGGAUCAGCACGAUGGCCAUAUGCUUGAACAGACAUCCAGCAUGAGUAAGGGCAAGGGUCUUACCAGCCGUGCUUCCCCUAUGAUUUCCAAGCAUGAAGAAAUGAUCUACCAAAAAUUUGAUACAGCAGAAUACAAACCAAGCAUGGAAAUUUUAGCUGUUGGAUUUCAGUAUAAUAAUGAAACUACGACGCUCCGUGUGUCUGUCUAUGUCGGUAUUCCGGAAAUCAACGGUGAAACCUACAGCGCGCCCCCAUUUAGAAAGCAAUCCUUAUCCACCGCAUCGCCUCAGUCGAAUCCAAUGACGGAGAAGUUCACCAAUUUCGAAUUUUAUUUGACAGCUUUACCGAACGGAAUUUCAUCGGAACCACCUACAACCUGUUUAAAUGACAAUUUUUUACAACAUUCAAGUCGAAAUGUUAUGGUCGGCUGCCCUCGUACUAAGGGCUCGUCACGGUAUGACAAACACAAUAUCGAUGACAAUCACACUUCCUGCGUCGGCAGAGACGUGAGGAAUUUUACAGUUACCUUUAACCAUGUCUAUUCUGCAUACUAUUGCCUUCUGAUUCAACCUCAAGUGAAUAGGCAUACGCGCAGAACGUUCACUCGCAUGUUACACUAUGAAACGAAUAGAAGCCAAACAUCAGCUGACAUAACCAGAUGGCAGACCACGAUAGACUUGCAGCCAAUGCCUAGCAGUCAAGGCAUUUCGGUGGCCUUUACGUUACCUAAUUCUACCUACCAAAUAAUGAGUGGCCAACUCCGAGUGUAUUUGAUGCAAAUGUCUGGCGAAAGAUGCAACGACAGCAAACUAGUCCAAAGCGUUUGGUCAGAAAUCCUGAAAAUGGAACCUGAAAAACAAUUUGCAGAAAUGGCUUUUUUCGGAAAGCCUCCUGGUAUUUACUGCGUUGUCGUGGAGCCAAUAGAUGAAAGGUGCAAUGGUAAUAACUUCUGGAAAGUCAAAGGAGGAACGUGCCGCCGGCACUCUGCAAAAGCCGUGAAGCUCCAAGCUUCGCCAUCACACAUAGAAAGCAACGGAAAUAACAAGCCGUUGGUCAUCGUUAGAACACCAACAACUGACGUCUGGGCCAACUUCUACAUUAUCUGUGCUUUCGCCCUCGGUCUAGUACUCAUCUCUUUGCUCGGUAUAAUGUUAUUUUAUCGCCAUCGCCACAAAAAGCGCCUCCGGCAACGUCGCCAACAGUAUCUUGCUGGGUGGGAACCGAGCACGGAUGUUUCGCGGGCCCAGUCAAACAUCUCUGAUGUCACCAGCAUGAAGAAGUUGUUGAAUGAACAACGGAAUGAUAUUAGCAACGACUGCGAUCAUAUUCUUAACAAUGGAAUAGUCGAAAAUAUAUUGUGUACUCAUUUCUCCGUUUUGCUGCUAUAUCGCCGAGACGAUGCUCAAGUGUCUCAACGUGCAACUGACCUUCGAAAACGACUGCAAUCCGAAUGCGGAGACAAAGUGAAGGUGUACGAUUAUGGAGAUGAAAGCCAAUGGGAAGAAAUGUCCAUCGAAGGACUGGAUUGGCUGCCAAAUCGUAUCUAUGGAAAUCAAGAGACCAAUGGUUGUUUCAACCGAAUUGUUGUCAUCCAUAGUCCAUUGCAACCGAAAAUCAGAAAAGAAAAAAAACAAGAAAAUGACGGGGAUAUGGAAUGCUUAAACCCGUUAAUUAUUGAGCAGUUGCCUGAGGCGAUGGUCCAUUGCCAAAGAAAUGGUCAUCUUUGCUCUACGACUGAUCACGAAUUUCUCUACGGUAUGCAACUCUUGAAGGGCUGCAUACGUGAAUCUGGUGACAGUUGUGUAAAUGUAGAGAAACAGCAGCGUGGCCAACAGUCUGCAAGUCCUUACAGACGUGUCUUUAAUGUCCGGUACACGGACAUGAUAGACAACCAGUUAUCUGAAACUGAAAAUCAAAAUAUUGCAUAUCCUGAUCUUACGGUGGCACCGUUUACUUGUUACCUUUUACCUGGGCAUUUCAAUCAACUCUUACAGCACUUAACCUCAACGCAAUAACGAUAUUUACCCACAAAUCAAACUGGAAACGGAAAAUUCCAACCCGUUUGUUCUCAGCUAGUGGUAUACUCGAUGAAUCUCUGGUCAAUUUGUGUUUGUCAUUAUGAGCAAGUCUUAUCGUCGUUGCGAUACCCCAAUGUCAAUUUUGGUUUGAUCUGCUUCGUUUUGGUUAUUUCUAGUAUGCUCGACUUUCGUCCAUUUUUGAUGGUAAUUUUUUCAAGAGAAAUGUGCUUUCGUUUUAUUUCGGA